Messenger RNA from Gossypium arboreum, 1196 nucleotides. RefSeq names its product MADS-box transcription factor 23-like. Gene Ontology annotation, molecular function: RNA polymerase II cis-regulatory region sequence-specific DNA binding; protein dimerization activity; DNA-binding transcription factor activity, RNA polymerase II-specific. Lineage: Eukaryota; Viridiplantae; Streptophyta; Magnoliopsida; Malvales; Malvaceae. The transcript is spliced from 8 exons. The record is from RefSeq and is a predicted model, not a curated record. Gene Ontology annotation, biological process: positive regulation of transcription by RNA polymerase II. Gene Ontology annotation, cellular component: nucleus. Bases 138 to 923 code for a protein of 261 amino acids.
GGCUUUCUCUAAUGAUAAUCAAGGCCAAAACGACGUCUCUGAAACCUCGGUUUGUCUCCUUUCUCUGACUCCCGUUCCUCACUUCCUUUCCAAAAAAGCUUACUCGUUUUUGAGUACUUCGCUGAGCUAUAAAAGGUAUGGGUAGAGGGAAAAUAGUGAUAAGGAGGAUCGAUAACUCAACGAGUAGGCAAGUAACUUUUUCGAAACGAAGGAACGGAUUGUUGAAAAAAGCUAAGGAGCUUGCGAUCUUGUGUGAUGCUGAAGUUGGAGUAACGAUCUUCUCCAGCACUGGAAAGCUCUACGAUUUUGCUAGCACCAGCAUGAGAUCUAUAAUUGAGCGAUACAACAAAGCAAAGGAGGAACAUCAGCAACUGGGGAGCCCAACCUCAGAAGUCAAGUUCUGGCAAAGGGAGGCAGCAAUUCUAAGACAGAAAUUGCAAAACCUGCAAGAAAAUCACAGGCAAAUGAUGGGUGAAGAACUUUCUGGAUUGGGUGUAAAAGAGUUACAGAAUUUGGAGAGCCAAUUGGAAAUGAGCCUUCGCGGUGUUCGUAUGAAGAAGGAUCAAAUUUUAAUGAAUGAAAUUCAAGAAUUGAACAGAAAGGGGAACAUAAUUCAUCAAGAAAAUGUGGAACUCUAUAAGAAGGUAAACCUAAUUCGUCAAGAAAACAAUGAAUUAUAUAAGAAGGUUUAUGGAACAAGGGAUGUCGAUGGUGCAAACAAAGACUCCCUUCUUACAAAUGGUUUAGGCAUUGGAGAGGAUUCACAAGUUCCAGUUUGUCUCCAGCUGUGCCAGCCACAGCAACAAAGCUAUGAAACACCAACAAGAGCUACAAACUUGGGGUACAUCCCACUCUAUAUGUUAGAUUUUGAUUUAAUGCAGAUUUCUUUGCCCCAAUUUGAUGUACACCUUUUUUCAUGGUAACUGCAGCAGACUGCAAUUGCAGUAGCAAAAGCAGAUGUACAGAAAUGGGAUUGGAUGUCACUCGACUUCUAUCAACAAAUAUCUCAUGGUUCCAAAAGUUAUGCUUUUCAUAGUAAGAUGUGGUAUGUUAAAACCACCAAUCAUUCAGCAAACAUUGGUUUGAAAUGUUUAAACAAAUGAACUUUAGCAUGUGUGUGAUGAUCAAGAAAACCAUCUAGUUAUGUAAAGAUAAUUUAAGCUAAUAAAUAAAUAUAAAUAUAUAAGGAGGAGAAA